GUUUCGUAGAGUAAUCUGCGAACAUCCUGAAAUUAGAAUAAUUUCUCGUUGAAUUUGCAUUAUAUCUUUAAUUAGUGCACUUCGUAAUUUUCAUUCUAAUCGCUAAUCUUUAGUUUUUCGAGUCCAUUAAAAAUAUCCACGCGCAAAAUUCAAGCUAACCUCACACAUCACAUCGCGUUUCACACAUCGCCAAGAUGGUGAAAAUUAUGAAGACAGGAAAAGUCGUGCUGGUCCUUAGUGGCCGGUACGCGGGUAGAAAAGCUAUCGUUAUGCGCAACUAUGAUGAUGGUACCACUGAAAAGCAGUAUGGACAUGCCAUGGUUGCUGGCAUUGAUCGAUAUCCUCGCAAAGUCCACAAAAGAAUGGGAAAAGGAAAGCUACAUAAACGUUCCAAAAUCAAGCCUUUUGUCAAGAUUUUAAAUUACAACCAUUUAAUGCCAACAAGAUAUACUGUAGACUUACAAUUGGAUAAAGUAGCUCCCAAAGACCUCAAGGAUCCAAUGAAACGCAAGAAGGUUCGUUUCCAGACCCGCGUCAAAUUUGAAGAGAGGUACAAAAAUGGCAAGAAUAAGUGGUUUUUCCAGAAGUUAAGAUUCUAAUUGUUUUUAAAUAAAAGUAUGACACAGAUGUGAAAAAAAGAA
Molecule: messenger RNA, 641 nt
Organism: Odontomachus brunneus
Lineage: Eukaryota; Metazoa; Arthropoda; Insecta; Hymenoptera; Formicidae
Gene: RpL27
Product: 60S ribosomal protein L27
Exons: 4
Coding region: 195-599 (134 amino acids)
Biological process (GO): translation
Cellular component (GO): cytosolic large ribosomal subunit; ribosome
Molecular function (GO): structural constituent of ribosome
Source: RefSeq, a predicted model, not a curated record